This is a messenger RNA of Lytechinus pictus (painted urchin), 5950 nucleotides long. Its product is annotated as fatty acid-binding protein, heart-like. Lineage: Eukaryota; Metazoa; Echinodermata; Echinoidea; Temnopleuroida; Toxopneustidae. Bases 217 to 636 code for a protein of 139 amino acids. The transcript has 4 exons. Gene Ontology annotation, biological process: fatty acid transport. Gene Ontology annotation, cellular component: nucleus; cytosol. The record is from RefSeq and is a predicted model, not a curated record. Gene Ontology annotation, molecular function: fatty acid binding.
AGCCACGAUUGAUCCAUAGCUCGCUGACACACGUACAUGCACACGCGCUGUAUUUUUCAUACCGCGUAUCGCGUACGGUAACGUGUACCAUACGUACCGCAUACAUACCGUGACCGUGCAUCGAUUGAGAACGGCAUCCUUUAUCUCUCGAUUAAUUAUCAAUCUUCACGACUGAUUCAUCGUCUGCUAGGGAACAUAAAUUUUAACUGCUCAAAUAUGGCAUCACCGGAAUUCGCUGGAAAGUACAUACUCGCUGAAAGCAAAAAUUUUGAUGAAUUCAUGGGGGCUCUCGGAGUGAAUUAUUUUCUGCGAAAGAUUGGCAACAAAGUGACGCCAGAACUAAACGUCGAGAACAAGGAUGAUCAUUACAGCUUGACAUCUGUAUCAACAUUCAAGACCACAAAGCUUGAAUUUGACAUUGGCAAGGAGUUUGAAACCACCACCCCAGAUGGUAGGAAGGUCAAGUCAACAGUGACAUUGGAUGAUGGCAAGCUGAUACAGAAAGAAUCUACCAUUGGAGCAGAAGGAGAUGGCAAGGAUUGUACUUAUAUCAGGGAGCUAGAUGCAAACAAAGAUCUAAAAGUGACAUGCAUUUUGGGAAACAUUGAAUGUAUUCGUCUCUACAAGAGAAUGUAAAAAUCAGUGUGAAGAACGGUGAUGUACAUUCCUUUACACCAUAUCUCCUGAGGACUAUGUCUGCCCUAGCUUGGACAAUGGCUGCCUUAUGGUCUUCUAACGAGUAGCAAUUCAAUUGCCUCUUCGAAUGCAUCAUAAAACAAAUUAUUGAAAUCAGGAAUACUACAUGUAGGUAAUUCAUUCUUGCCAAUUCUGAUUUUUUUUAAAUUCCUGCCAGAUUAUAUGAACAUUACUUCAAAAGUGAAAAAUUGUGACAUUACAUGUAUAUGCACACAUUAUGUUUUGUGAGGACCUAAAUGGAGAUCACUCUUAUGAAAUUUUUAUUUGUUAAAUUUUUUUGCUAUUUAAAUUGCAACUGACAUCUAAGAAAAUUGAAGAUGAUUAACAUUUAUUGGAAUAUUGUCUAACCUGGCCAAUUUUGGUAAUUCUGUGUAAAACUUUCUAACUCUAGUGGGAGUUAUUAGUGGAGUUACCAUACUGUGUGUUUUUAUCAGGUAGACUUGAUUUUUAAUUGAAAUUCUGAAAUCUUAAAAUUACAAUCUUGAUCAAAGCACUAAAUAAGGAGAUGAGUUUAUGUUAUCUUAUAUUGUUUGUUUGAGUUCAAAGUAAUAUUCACUGAUAGUCUGUUAGCAAUGAAAUAUCAAAUGUCCUUGAUACUGUACUUGAGUCAGCUUAUUAUCAUGUUUGCUAAAUUUAGCAGACCUUUCUGGAUAAAUCUGACCUAUUUUGAAGUAUGCCACUGAUGCAAUUGAUUACUAAUGCAAACAUAACCAUGAAAUUAUACUUGAUGAAAAUUGAUAAUGGGAGAAUCUAUAGAAGAAAAUAAACUUGGGUUCAUAUUUGUCACAUUCAUGCGAUGGAAAAUGCAUAAUUGAGCAGGGAUUAUAACUAUUUAAAAACCCAACAUUAAACAUUAGACAAACUGACAGCUUGUUUUAAUAGUGGUUUAUGAGACACAGGUUGUUACAAGAAAUUAGUUUGCUUUUGAUUACUAAUUCAAUCAAUUAUGGCAAAUCAUUAAAAACCUUCUACUGUUAGUAGACCAGUGAAUCAGUUGCAAAAGAAAAAGUGAAACUGGUUAGGAAUUAGACCAACUGGUAAUAGACCAAGUGGCUGUAAACCGAUGAAAAGAGAAGACAUUCCAAAAAUGAUUGAUUUGGGGGCCAGCACAGAAUUGAAGUUCAUGUAUUCUCAUUUUUUGAAAGUUUUCUAAAAUAAAACUCAGAAAAAUCAUACAGAUUUUGCUGAUCCAAACCCAUUCGCGCAGCUAUUUGUGCAUUUAAGCAGUAUAAUCAGUGAUCUUCAUUUGAGUUUUCACAUUUGAUACUGUGGUUUAUCUGAUGACCCAUUGAUUGCAAUAAACACACUAGUAUCAUCUUUGUAUUGUAUUUCUUGUUUGUAGUCAAUGCUACAAUGCAAAAAAAUUACCUUUCAAAGUGAGGACUUUGACUCGUUGAUAAUGAGAUCAGUUGAUAAUCAGUAAUUAAACAGGAAGAAGGCUGUUCAUUUGGGUCAAGUGUCAAUAAACUUCUUUGUAUUAAAGACUGUAACUAAAGACAAAAGUAUGUAUAAGAUAACAGUUCGAAAAUUGUCUUCUAUUCAGUUGAUUUAGCAACAUUUGCUUUGUUUUCUCUGCAAGAAUUAGUUUUUGUCUCACCUGCAUAGCAGAGUGAGACUAUAGGCGCCGCUUUUCCGACGGCGGCGGCGGCGACGGCGGCGGCGGCGUCAACACCAAAUCUUAACCUGAGGUUAAGUUUUUGAAAUGACAGCAUAACUUAGAAAGUAUAUGGACCUAGUUCAUGAAACUUGGCCAUAAGGUUAAUCAAGUAUUACUGAACAUCCUGCCUGAGUUUCAUGUCACAUGACCAAGGUCAAAGGUCAUUUAGGGUCAAUGAACUUAGACCAUGUUGGGGGAAUCAACAUCAAAAUCUUAACCUAAGGUUAAGUUUUUGAAAUGUCAUCAUAACUUAGAAAAUAUAUGGACCUAGUUCAUGAAACUUAUACAUAAGGUUAAUCAAGUAUCACUGAACAUCCUGCAUGAGUUUCACGUCACAUGACCAAGGUCAAAGGUCAUUUAGGGUCAAUGAACUUUGGCCGAAUUGGGGGUAUCUGUUGAAUUACCAUCAUAACUUUGAAAGUUUAUGGAUCUGAUUCAUGAAACUUGGACAUAAUAGUAAUCAAGUAUUACUGAACAUCCUGUGCAAGUUUCAGGUCACAUGAUCAAGGUCAAAGGUCAUUUAGGGUCAAUGAACUUUGGCCAAAUUGGGGUAUUUGUUGAAUUACAGCCAUAAAUUUGAAAGUGUGUUGGUCUAGUUCAUAAAACUUGGACAUAAUAGUAAUCAAGUAUCACUGAACAUCCUGUGCGAGUUUCAGGUCACAUGAUCAAGGUCAAAGGUCAUGUAAGGUCAAAGAACUUUGGCCACGUUGGGGGUAUUUGUUGAAUUGCCAUCAUAUCUCUAUAAGUGUAUUGGUCUAGUUCAUAAAACAUGGAAAUAAGAGUAACCAAGUAUCACUGAACAUCUUGUGCCAGUUAUAGUAGUUUUCAAAAUCAGCACUGCUGCUAUAUUGAAUCGCGUGAUGCAGGUGAGACGGCCAGAGGCAUUCCACUUGUUAUGAUAAUAAUUUAAUAAUAAUAUAGGAUUUUUAUAGCACGCAUAUCCACCUUGUUAGGUGCUCAAGGUGCUCCUAUAUUACCCCGGCUAAGCUAGUCUACUGAUUCCAGUGCUCACAUCUUUUUGAUGAAUUACUUCCUGCAAGUACCCAUUUACCUCACCUGGGUUGAGUGCAGCACAAUGUGGGUAGAUUUCUUGCUGAAGGAAAACACACCAUGGCUUGAAAUCGAACCCAUGUCUCUCAGAUUUAAAAGACGAUAGUCUUAACCACUAGACCUUUACUUAAUACAUCCGUUCAUAUACUUAAAUUCAUGUACAUGUACUUAUAAAUGAAUCAGUUGAACUUGCAACAUAUUGAAAAAAAGUGGUGCUGAAUUAGUAGCAUACGUAGUAUGCAAUUGACCAAAUAAGAAGGGGGAUGGGGUACCACACUUUGGGUACUUCAGGAGAAUUUCCCUGGUAUUCUGUAUGUAUGUAUUCCAUCAAAUUUGUGUUCUUUAGUAUGUAUAAUUUAUGGUAAACAUACAUGUAAUAUUAUAUACAUGGAUCAUGUAGUGUCUGUUUGAAAUCCAUACAUGAGCAUUUGAAAGAGGUUUUAAUACAUGGAGGUUGUAUUGUGUUCUAAAUUAAGUUCUACCCAAUUGUCAAGUCUGAUACCUGCAAGUUAGGAUUCAUAUUAUAAUUGAAUCCAAUUUAGGGAUGGAUUAUGUCUUUUUCAUCUUUCCACCAGAGGGGGAUGGGAUGGAGGGGGGGGGGGCUAGCUCUGUCUUUACAGGUAAUUACCUAAAGGAUUUCAUUUUUUGUGUGUGCAAGCCUGUAUCUGCAUUUAAAGAUAAUUGGAAGUACAUGUAGUUGCAGUCAGUAAAUACUGAUGUCACAAGAAAGUGUGUAAAACCAAGAUCAAUAUACCUGUAUCAUCAUGGAUCUACAUGUAGAUCUGUUAUAAACUGAACUUUGUGAAAUCCUAAUUAUGUAUGUGUGGUACAGUAUAUUAUUACUUUAAAAAUAUUUGUUAUUUGACUCAUAUCCAAUGCUUAGUUUGCUAAUUUCACAGCAAUUACAUUAUUUCUUCCAGAAACAUAUUUCAUAUCCAGAACAUAUUUUUCUUUUUUAAGUGCAAAAGACUCUUGGGUGGUCAUUGUAUAAGAUUUUGUACGAACUCAUUUUGAAAUUGUUAGAACUGACUGUUUCUCUUUAAGACUAUGGUUAUACAUGAGCGCAAAAUUAUAAUACCUUAGCAUAUUUUAAAUGUGACAGGUACACUGUAUGUUUACCAACAAUACACCUGCAUAGGUUGAGGAAAAUUCUGAACAACUCUUUAUGUUAGGUCUUUUUUUAUUUUUUUUUAUUUAAAUGAUUCUGUAAAAUGAAGCGAAAAAACAAGAAAUUUCUUUUCUCAGGGAUAUCAAAAUAUUCUACAUUUCCACUGUCUUUAUAAUAUUUAUGAUUGUAUCUUGUGAAAUUAAAUGUAUGAUUCAUUCCCAUAAGUUGGUGCUGCCAAAUACUAGCCAAACAACUGCAAUUAGCAAACAUAAAUGAGAAUUUGUGUAGAAUGCCAUUUUGAUAGCCAACAUACAUGUAGUUGCAAUAUUUAGUACAAAGUAAUUGUAAAUCUUUAUACAAGUGAAAUCGUUCAGAAAAUAUGUUGCAUUUUGUAUUUCAGAUGCAGUUUUAAUGUUUUGUGAUGUGUAGAGUAUAUGGAGCUUUUGUUUUGCAUGAUUGAUGCUUCUAAUAUUCUGUAUUUGGUAAAAUUGGAGAUUGAACCAUCUGUGCAUGUGCCAUGUGUCAACUCUGGUGUCCUCUAAUCCUUACGACUGUUUUCAGAGUGAAUUAACGUUGUGUUGAAAUCAACAGCAUGACAAUAGAGGAUUGGUCACGUGAUACUUUUUUCAGUAUGUCUACGCUAGAAAGGAAAGACCGUAAUACCACAUGACAAAGAAAUGGUUACAAUUCUUGAUAGAAGCAUUCAUUUUCCAUAAAAAGCUCCUAUAACAAAUGAAGUAUGUUAUAAUCAUUUUGAAAUGAUAGCCCAAAUAUAGCAGCUUUGAAAAUAACCAAAAUGUAAGAGGAUUUUAAAGCUGAUGAUUUCAUAUUAGCCUCAGAAGUGCAUGAAAUAUUCAUUAUUGUAAGAAUUAUUUUUUAGCAAGGUAGUUAUACUCUUUUCAGUCAUCUGACAUUCAUAGUUAGCAGAGUUCAUUAUUUCGCCAUGAAGCUCAAAUACUAGUAUUUGAGAAAGCAAAAGGGUUCAAAAUUAGUGGUUUAGAGAUUGAAGUCUAUACAAAUAAUUAUAGUUUAAAGUUGUACAAGAAUACAUGUAGUUUGCAUUCCAUCCACUUACUUAACCCAUAGUGCUUCCAGCUAAUGGUUCUUGUGAAAAUUGUAUAUUGUUACCAAAAAUGAAAAAAAAAGCUUUGAUUUGUGUUUUAUCGUAUCAUUAAUAUUUGCUUUCCAAUAUAUUAUGCACAUAUUAUGAUCAAAGUGUGUUUCUUGCCAAUGAAUAAACCAAUCUUGUCAAUUAUAUGUGAUUCAAUAUACCGCAAUGCACCUGUUGGAUCAAUUAUAUAAUUAUAUAUGCAAUAAUUGUCCUUUUUAAUUUCCUGCUCUCAGUAUUAGUAUGGGUAUAACAAAAUCUUGUGCAGAUCAUCUGAUGGUGUCAUUCUUAAUUAGGACAAUGUUAGAAUAAAAGCAUUGAAAAUCCUGAA